AUGAGCGCCCUCCAGCGUGUCGCCACGGAUGAGAUGCCCAUUGGCAUGGCUCUAGGCUCACCCAGCCAGGCGCCACAAUACCAGUCGUCCCCCCGUCCACACAAUUUCACAAACGGCCGGUUUCCGCCGCCAUCAUCAGCGUCACAUCCGUCCCUCGCAAUGGCUACGGCGUCGACUAGCAGCGCUGAGUCGCCCGUUCCCACCCCACCACCGGCGCAGCGUCAGAAGGGGAAAUGGAAGCUCUUUGGCGGACUGUUCAGGAAACCGCCGCCGCAGUCGCAACAGGCGUUCUAUAAGCUAGAGCCAGAAGCGACGCAAGAGACUGACCCGAAACCAGAUUGGUUGCACUUCCCCGAGCCGCCGGCGGCGAUGGAGAAGGAGCGCGGAUGGGGAAGGACGAAGAGGUGGCCGCAGACUGCGAAGCCGAAGUUGGCGCGCUCGGCGACGACACCAACGAGACGAAUGGAGAAGAGGGUGAGGGUUCCUGUUCAUACGCCGAUGCAAACUCAUGUGGAAGACGAGUGGGCAGCCAUGACGCCGAAACCGGAGAGGCCGUUGCUAGUGGUUGAAAUUCCGACGACGGAGAUGGAGAGGUAUAGCGUCAUGUUCUCGUCGCUUCUGGACAAGAAGAACGGCACACAGCCCUCGACGUCAGGUCUCCUGGCACGUCGACAGGCAACGCUCGAUAGGCUAAAGAGCGUCAACGAAACGAUCGCAGAGCUCGAACGCACCGAGCAGCGCCUCGACGCACCCACUCGUCCCCGCCAUGCCACCUCCCCGAACCCAGAGUUCUCCCCGCGCCACUCCCCGGGUCCCUCCCAAUCCCCACGCCACUCCCCCUCCUUCUCACUCUUCUUCAACGGCGCCACGCUGACCACUCACCCUUCACAACCAAACCUCUCACCCACCCUCACCCGACACCCCGCAUUUAACCCACCAAGCCCUACCAAACCAUCUCACCCCCACCGCCUAGCACCCAACCGACUCACCCGCUCCAACACCUCCCCAGAAGUCCUCACCCCACUGCAAGAAUCAUUCACUCCCCCGCGUCCACGGUCAAGGCGCCACGCCGCCGACUCAGAAACACACACCAUCGUCCUCGUCGGCACACCACCCUCUCACGCCCCUCCUCCACCGCCCUCCUCCUCCACCCUCCCCGCAAACCCUUACCCGCCACACCAAUCCGAAACCCCCACAACCCCCUGGACAGACCGCACCACCCUCCUCUCAACUCUCUCCACUGCCUCCCUCCCCACCACUCCCGCCGUCCACCUCAAUGCCCGUCCGCCGCCCCAAUUAGAGCCGGAAUGGGAAAUGGUCCCCCCUCCUGCCAGCCAGUCCGAAACUCGCGACCGCAGCCGUGAUCGGUACCCUAGAUGCUACGCCUCCCCGGGCUCGAACGCUGGUAGUAGGAGCUCGGGACGAGGGUCGGAGUCUGCGGGUACGCAGGGGAGUGUGUCCAGCGCGUCGAGUGCGGAGGCUGAAAGCCCUAUCAAGGCACCCGCUUUUGCCAUUGCCGCGCCUACGAGUAAACCUAUCAUGCCGAUGCCUACAUCGCACGGUGCGCCAUCACCACAGUCUCAGGCACAGGGGCAGGCACAUCCACAGCAUCAGCAGCAGCAUACCCCGCACCGUCCUGCACUUCACCCGCUAGCUACUACGUCCUCGAGCUCUGGUAACGUCCAACGCGUGGAACCGGUCCCACACGUAAAAGUGAAGGGCAGCGUGGCUGUCGCGCGGCAGAUGUCGAUUGCCAGACAGCGCGAACGCGUGGAAGCGGAGGAGGCGACGAGGGGUGGUGGCAUUGGCGUUGGUGUCGCGAGGCAGAUGUCGGUUAGUCGUGCGAGGAUCACGACUACGGUUGCGGCUGCGCCUACGGGGGGGUGGAGGGGGACGAGGGAGGGACAUGGAGAAGGUGGGGGAGGGAGAGGGAGAGGGAGAGGGAGAGGGAGGGGGAGAGGGAGAGGGAGAGGGAGAGGGAGAGGAUUAUUGGAGAUGCUGGGGAUGCUGGGGGGGAGGUGGAGAGGGUCGUGGGGGGGAAGAAGAUUGUGGUUAGGAAUAGGGCGAGGACGGCGCAGAGGGUUGUUGGGGGGGAGGAGAGGGGGAGGAAUAGCGAGUAUGGGGUGCUUGUUGGGUAGGGGGUGGGAUUGGGAUAUGGGAAUGGAAAUUGGGGAUUGGGGAUGGAUGGUGUUUGGAUUCGGAGUGGAUAUUAUUCAUAUACCAUACCCAAGUAAAUAUUUAUACCUAACAUUUGAAAAUUAA
This is a messenger RNA of Pseudogymnoascus destructans, 2262 nucleotides long. RefSeq lists its product as uncharacterized. NCBI's taxonomy places the organism in Eukaryota, Fungi, Ascomycota, Leotiomycetes, Thelebolales, Thelebolaceae. The transcript has 2 exons. Bases 1 to 2262 code for a protein of 753 amino acids. The record is from RefSeq and is a predicted model, not a curated record.